ACAUCCGGGGAUUCCCACUGACUCCGCCCACAUUCCGCUGACCCACAGCAUCGCUGUAAAUAUGGCGGAGCCCUCCCUGGGGAGUUCAAGCCCAGAGAUGCUGUUGCCUGAUUAUGAUGAUGAUCAAACUCCUGAAGAUGAGGAGCUGCCAGAGGGAGACACUAACUUUGGCAAUGAGAUUGAAGAACUCGCAAAGGAAGGAGAAAUGCCCAUUCAGGAGCUCCUGAGCCUUUAUGGUUAUGCAGGCAGUGGAUCACCUGAGGAAGAGGAUGAGGAAUAUGAGGAAGAGGAUGCCGAUGGAGAUGAGGAGGAUGAUGAUGAUGAUGAAGGAGAGGAUAUGGAUAAUGAUGAAAGCAGCAGAAGCACUGGAGAACUGAAGAAGAGCAAGCUUCAGGAUGCAAUGGCGAACUUUCAGUUUCAUAUGCGGCAAUUUGUGUGUCGGCUUGCUGAAGAGAUGCUCAGCUACUCGGCUGUGGCGGAUGUCAUGUGUGUUUCAGUAGCCUGUUAUAUCUGGCUAGCCUAUAUGGCAUGCUCACAUGUUUAUUAUUACUAUUUUGGAAGGAGUAAAAUUUACUUAUGUGGCUUUAACAACCAGAUGCAAUUAAACUGGUCCAGUUUUGUUUGGAAUACGUCUCAAACAACCUCAAGAAGUGCUUUAAGUGAUAGGAUUUAAUUCCGUCUUUUACACCUGGCAUUUACACCUGGUGUUUUUAUGAUUGAAUAGCUAUCGGAUCAGAGAAAAUGCAUGAACAAAUGGAAA
Messenger RNA from Pimephales promelas (fathead minnow), 760 nucleotides. The record is from RefSeq and is a predicted model, not a curated record. NCBI's taxonomy places the organism in Eukaryota, Metazoa, Chordata, Actinopteri, Cypriniformes, Leuciscidae.